AUGUCGGCGCAGAACGCGAGGGCAGCCGUGACGGAGAUGGUGGUCGUGGACAGACUCGCGCCUCGGCCUCCGCGCGAGAAUACGACCGCGUACCUCCGCUCACACAAAUUCGCCAGCUCGGUUCCAACGCUCACCACGCCUUAUCCAGAAGCCGCACGCGCCACCCACACCCUCCAAUAUAGUCAAGGGCCGACUUCUCCGGAGACCAUAAGCAACGAGUACGCCUCGGACAGCCUGACCUAG
Messenger RNA from Peniophora sp. CBMAI 1063, 243 nucleotides. Lineage: Eukaryota; Fungi; Basidiomycota; Agaricomycetes; Russulales; Peniophoraceae. The record is from the annotation of a GenBank genome assembly.